Dimorphilus gyrociliatus is the source of this 8847-nucleotide messenger RNA. NCBI's taxonomy places the organism in Eukaryota, Metazoa, Annelida, Polychaeta, Dinophilidae. The record is from the annotation of a GenBank genome assembly.
AAGAAGUUUGAAAGUUGCUUAGCAACGUGUUCAAAAUGGAUGAGGAGAAGGAAAUUAUUCCUCAAGAGGAAAAAGAUGCUCCAGAUGAUAAAGAAGCACUUUCUGACGAAUCCAGUACCAAGUCAAAGCCUAAAUACACUUUUAAAAAAGCAACUGCCCAAUUGAAGGCAGAAGCUAUUCGUCGAUAUAAAUUGAAACACCAAAUCUCCUUGGACGCUCACUCACAAAGCUUCGAUCAAGAGACGCUACAAUCUAGUGACCUAACGGAUUCCGAGGGUAAUUUAGGCAGAGAAUCAGUUGAUAGUAGAGACAUUUUGGAUGCAGGGGAAAAAGUGAGAGACGAGGGAAAUAUUCCCGAGGUAAAAGCUGCAUCUGAGUCAGAUGAACUGAUAAAAAGCAAAAGUUCAAAAAAUAUCAAAGACAAACUUUCAAUUCCCGAUGAGAAAAAGAAGAUUUUUGAUACCGACUAUUCGGACAUAGGGAAAUUUUAUGGCGCAGAAGAAAACAGAGAAAACUCACCAAGGCUUGCUAGUCCAAAUGAGAUACCAGAGAAAACAAAUAAUGAGACAAAUCUAACAAAAGAAGAUGAUAUUAGACCCAAAUCAACAAGCAAAAAAGUUGAAGAUAAUGGAGGAGUUACAGAACAUGUUGAAAAUACUAUUGAAAGGGAAAAAACGCCAGUUGAUGAUUCGAUUAAAGAUGUUCCUGACCCUCAUGAACACUCAGGUCGAGCUUCCGAAGCUCCACCAGCUGAACAAGAACAGGAAAAACCUCAGGAGGAUCCCAAACAAGAAGCUCAAAAUACAGAAGAGACCAAAGAAGAUGGUGAAGUAAAGCCUGAUGUUCAGGCACCUGCUGAAAAUGAAGCUGAAAAUAAAGAUGAUUCGGCUGAAACGAAAGCUGAUACAGAUGAUGCUGAUCAAACGUCUGCAAAAAAUGAUGAAAAUGUAAAAGAACCGGAAGAAGCCACUAAUUCCGGUGAAGCUAAAACAGAAUCUGAUGACAAAGAUAAAGAAGAACAGGCGCCUGCAGCUGAAAGCUCAGACCUGAAGACAGAUGAGACUAAACCAGAAGACGCAAAAGAAGAGGUGACAGAGGAAACUAAAGAGGAGAAAUCUGCCGAACCUCAGGAGCCUGAUGAACCUAAAGAAGAGGAAGAGAAAGUUGAAGAAGGAAAAGAACCAACAGCAGAGGAAGAGAAAGAGGAAGAAAACACUGAAACUAAAAAAGAGGAUGAGAAAGAGGAGGAAGAAAAAGAACCCAAGCAAGCUGUAGACACUAGCGAAGAAGAUAAGAAAGAUGAUGAAAAAGUUAGUGAAGAAACCACAGAGGCAGCAGAGAAACCAAUCGAAAAUACCGAGGACAAGCCAGAAGAGAAAACUGAUAUCAAAGAAAAUACUGAAGAUACUAAAGAAGAGAAUGUCGAAGAUAAGAAAGAAGAACUAAGAGAGCAAAAUGAAGAGAAUACAGAGGUUUCUCAAAAACAAUCAGAAGAUCAAACUAAAGAAGAACGCCCAGUUGAAAAGAAGAUGAAGCAAGUUCGUAGAAAAAAAGUGAAAGAACAGCCUUCAACUGACGAACAGACAACCGGUGAAAGCGAAAAAGUAGAGACAAAAACUAUCGAGGAUGCUGAAGCAGAGAAGCCAAGUGAGGAAUCACUUGAGAAGAAGGAUGAGGCAGAGGACGACGAGGAAUGGGAAACAGUAUGGGUAACAGAUGAUGAAGCUGAAGAGGACAAAGAGGAAAAGUCAGGCCCUGUAGAUGGACAAGAUCCCAAUAUAAGAGGAGACGAGUAUGAGAUUGUCAGCGAAGCUAGUCGGCCGCAUUCAAAAGGAGAUGAUGAUGAAGAAGCUAUACCAGCAGACUUUUUUUACGAAGCAGACGAGUAUAUAAGUUCUGCAAAGGUAACAGAAGGUUCAGGCUUACCAGCGGAUAUGCUGAAAUUAUAUCAUUCGUUCGGUUACGAUUGCCAUAAGAGGUGCAAUUUGAAUUUAUUAGACGACAACCAUCUUAUUUGGGUUGCAGGUAACCUCGCGCAAAUUAUAGAUAUCAAUACAAAAGAACUGCAAUAUAUAAGGAGUACUUCUGGUGGAGCGAUAGGACAUGUUGCAGUACAUCCGCAAAAAACUUUUAUCGCUGUUGCGGAAAAGGGCGUUGGUCCUCGAAUUAUUAUUUACGAAUGGCCUUCUCUCAAGAUGAAGAGAAUUUUAAGAGGGGGAACUGAGCAGUCAUACGCCUAUGUUGAAUUCAACCCUGAUGGAAAAUUAUUAGCUUCUGUGGGUGGCGAUCCAGAUUAUAUGUUAACACUUUGGGAUUGGAAGAAUGAGAGAACUGUUCUCCGAUCAAAAGCCUUCUCGCAAGAUGUAUUUCGGGUCUCUUUCAAUUCAGAACUUCCCGGUCAACUUACGUCAGCCGGAACAGGUCAUGUGAGAUUUUGGAGAAUGGCUAAAACGUUUACUGGAUUGAAGCUGCAAGGUCAACUUGGAAAAUUUGGGAAAACAGAAAUUUCUGAUGUUGAAGGGUAUGUUGAACUUCCUGAUGGAAAAGUUCUAUCUGGAUGCGAAUGGGGUAAUAUGCUAUUAUGGGAUGGUGGUUUAAUUAAAGUGGAAAUAUGUAGAAAGAAUAAGAAACCUUGCCAUGUUGGACCAAUUCAGCAAAUAAUUAUGGACGAAGGUGAAUUAAUAACUGUUGGACUUGAUGGUUUCAUUAGAGUAUGGAAUUUUGAAACAAUUGAUACGGCUGAUGUUAGCGAUGAGGCAGCUAUUUUUGAAAUGGAACCAAUGAAUGAACUUAGAGUUGGAAAUCAUGUCCAUCUUAGGCAUUUGGUGAAAACAGUUAGUGAAGAUGAUUCUGUUAUCUGGUAUGCUCAAGAUGGUAAUGGUGGAAUAUGGAAAUUAGAUUUGUCUUUCUCAUUUACAUCCCAUGCUCCCGAGAAAAUAAUGUCUUAUCACGCAGGAGAAAUUCUUGGUGUAUCCGCAUCACCAGUAUCACAUCUUGUUGCUACUACAGGAGCAGAUAAAACCGUUCGUAUUAUUGAUUAUCUAAGCAAACAGCAAAUAUGCGAAUCUGCUUAUUCUAUGUCCGGACAUUCAAUUCUCUGGAUGCCGAAAAUUGUAGACCCAAAAGGAUCAACAAUAGCUGCAGGUUUCGCUGAUGGAGUUGUCAGGUUAUUUGCAUUUCAACAGAGAGAGAGUAUAGAUAUUCAUGGAAGGAAACAGAAAGAUUUAAAUGAAUUGGCCCUAAAACAAGCUUUCAAGCCUCACACGGCAGCUGUAAAUUGCAUGGCAGUUGAUAGUACUGGAGAAGUUUUUGCCACAGGGAGUGAAGAUUCUACCGUUUUCUUUAUGCAUAUUGGUAAUACUUUUGAUGCAAUUGGAUUUAUUAAGACUCCGUCACCAGUUAAAUAUAUAGAAUGGUCUCCUGGAUCUUUCAAAAAGAAUACCUUGCUAGUCUGCUGUUUGGAGGGUCAAGUGUUGGAAGUAGCUUGCCCUGAAGUUGGAAAUUAUGAUACUUCAAAAACCUUUGAAAUAUCUGGUUUGAAAGUUAGAACUCAAGAGUUUAAAAGUGUUAAAUCAAGACUUAGGCACGAAGAAGAAUUAGAGAGGAGGAGAAAGGAAGAGGAGGAAGCAAGGAAAAAGGAAGAAGAAGAACGACGAAUUCGUAUUGAGAGGGGUCUAGAAGAUCCGGACCAAGUUGAUGAGGAGGCUGAAGAAGAGAAGAGAAAAGCUAAAGAAGAAGAGGAAAGGAAGAGAAGAGAGGAAGAGGAAGCUUGGGAACCCUAUAUUCCUAAAGAACCUAGUCCAAUACUUUUUGGAAGCUAUGGUAAAGAAGAAGGAGAAUUUUGGUUAUCAAUGGGAGAUUUUGAUGCUGGCUACCUCUAUAAAUAUAAAUUUAUGGAAGAGGAUGAGAAAGCUAAAAUAGAUAAAGAUGAUCUUUAUAAACCAAUCCAGUCAAUACCAGUAAAAGAGUCAGAUGAUAUUCCCUUAUCUUCUGUAAAAAUCGGUAAAACUGGACAACAAAUAAUUAUUGGAAUGGAAAAUGGUGCAGUUCGAAUCUACACAGUCAAAGAUGCAAACUUGGCAGAUAUUGAUCCUUUUUGGCAGCUAAGCAUGCACGACAAUACAUAUGGACAAAUCACCUAUAUAGACGUAAGCUUUGACGGAAGCUUCCUUUUUACAGUCGGCAAAGAUGGAAACUUCUUCUCCUAUGAAUUGAUGGAUGAUGCUACAGUUGAGAAACGAGUUAUAGAGAAUAAGGCGAAAAUUCCAAGUGCGAAAUUAUCAGACGAUAAGAAGGGCACAGAUAUAGAAGACGCAAAUGCUUACAGUAUUGAGGAUGCCAAGCAAAAAGCUGAAUAUGAUAAGAUGAUGGCUCUGGCAGAACAGAAAAAGAAUAGUGUUAGAUCUAUAAUUGAUACUUUAAGAGACCAUUUUAGAGGUCUCAUCGAACGAAAUGAUCAAUUACCUAAACAUCUUCAAUUGGAUAGAACCGAAUUUGAAAUGGAUCCAGAAAUUAAGAAAGAACUACACAAGCAAACAGAGGAGAAGAUUAGUAUGGUUCACAAAGAAAUGGCUUGGGAGGAAGAAAAGCAACGUAUUGCUCUUGAGAAAUUACGUAAAAAGUUUAAAGACGAUGUAGAUUGUGAGAGAAUUGUUGUGAAAUCGUUUAACUUUAGUCAUCAAGUUGCUACUCUAAGAACAGCCAAACUGUCAGAAACCUUCCAUAUGGUCCAAGCAGAAGUUGAAAAGAUGAGAACAACAACUACCCUUAAAGAAGAACUUUCAAAAGAUCCAACGGAAACUGCUUUACUUGAAGAAGAAGAAGGCAAAGAACAAGCUAAAGAAGAACAGGAAGAAGAUAAAAAGGCUCAUGUUACAACAUUAACUGGAAGUGUUGGUGAAAGGGUGUUAAAACAGUUGGCAAGAGUUGACGAAAAGAAAAAGAAGCGAUCAGAAAGAAAAUUAGAGUGGGAAGAACUUUUUAAGAAUAAACCAAGUGAUGAUUGGGAAGACCCUGAGGAUGUCGCGGCGAUUAAAUAUGCUAAAGAAAACAUGGGAGAUUAUAAAUUAAAAAGUUCACAGUCCUACAUUGUACCACCUCAUCUUCGUAUGACUGCAUUAAAGGCGAAAGGACGUUUAUUAGUAUUAAAACAAUUGAUGUAUGACCUCAAAAAGAAAUUCAAUGACAAAGUUUUACAAUUGAGACAAUCAAAAAUUGAAACUAUACAAAGAAUUGAGUAUUUGGUACAGCAAUUGGAAAAUGUUCAACAGCAUUUGAAGGUUGAUGAAAUUAAAGAUAUUCCACCAAUACCUACAAUGGACGAUGAAGAGAUUCCCGAAAAGAAAUACGAAUACAAUGAAGAAACCCUUCUGUCUUUUAAGGAAGAAAUGGCAGAGAAAAGAAAAAGAGCAGGUUUACCAGUUGGUACAGGUAUGGCGGCAGCAGGAUUCGUACAGCCUCCUUCAAAACCGGUCAGAUUACCUACACCUCAAAUGACACCUAGGAGGGAAAUGACAAGAACAGAAACAGUCACUCCAUCAGAGUUUUUCUACGAUAUUCAAGCCACAGAUGAAAGUCAAUUAACAGAUCUUGAAAGAGAACUAUUAGAAAUGAAGAAUAUUAGAUUAAAAUAUGAACAAGAUAAGAUUUUAAAGGAUAUCGGUUAUCUCAUUCGUAAUUUCGAUGCCAAACUAAGAACAAUAAGACAUGAAAAGUUUGAAUUAGAUGUUACACUGAAAAAUGCUGAUUUGAGAUUAUUAACCUUGUUUGAAGAAUUGCAAUUACUCAAAGAAUUUGAGAAGCAAGAAAAUAUAUUGGCAGAUAAAGUAGAGAUGAAAAAUACCGAGAAAAUUGACAUGCAAACAAAGAUAAGCGAUUGCCAAACAAGAUUAACCAAGAAGAAAAAAGAUUUGGAAAAUCUUAGUGAAAAAGAAAAACAAUUGUACGCUACAUUCCUACAAUCUUUGGGCGAAAAUAAUAGAUUUGCCGAUUAUCUUACUAAAGUAUUUAAGAAGAGAAUAAAGAGGAAGAAGGCUAAGGCAUCCGAUGGAGAUGGUGAUAGCGACGAAGAUUCUGAAAGCGAUUCUGAUGAUUCGGACUUUGAAGAGUCGGACGAGGAUGAUGAAAGCGAAGGCGGAGGAUAUGAUUUAGAUGUUUGUCCUCCUCAAUGCGAUCAAACUCUCUACGAUAAUACUUGUUCACUGAGAGAGAAGAGAUUAGAUCUAGAAGAGGAAGUUGCUGAGGAAAAGAAAAAUAUGGACUCUUAUAAGAAAGAAUUGGAUACUUUACAAAAAAAAGCAAAAGUAAUUGAACAAGGUUUAAAGAAUGCUGAAAACGAAUUGGAAGCAUUUCAACAAGAGAAACAAAGAAAAAUCAACGAGUUCGACGUUGUUGUAUCGCUUAAGCUACACCAAGUUCAACAUCACAUGAACUCAACUAUUCCAGCCGGUUAGUAUCCUUCUAUUAACAAAUCUCUUCUUAAAUAUCUUGAUAUCAUUAAAAUGUUAACGGAUAAGCAGAUGCUAAACUUGAAGAUGUUAAAACCUUUUAUGAUAAGUAUUAAUAACAUUACAGAAAAUGAUUAGACAGAUUCAUCAAAAAUAUUUAUUUAUCAAGAAAUAUUUCUAUCACUUUAUGAUUAUCUUUAAUUUAGCUCUUUUUAGUUUUAUUUUUUUCAUUCCAUUAAUUUUUCUCUACUUGCAUGAUCAUCUUCCUUCUUGAACAAAUAUUUCAGAGAGUUUUAUUAGGAUUUAUCUCUUUUAACAGACUUAACACCUUGUCUCAUUUUUGAGCGCUUGGGAGUUGUUAAAUUGCAACAUCGUAUAAAAGAGUUAGAGUUGGAAAAGCAAGCUCAAAAGAAACAACAAAGAGAUGCCAAACGCGAACACAAGGAUCUAAUUAAAGAAAGAAGAACUUCUGAGAAGAGGAUCGUUGAUUUAGACGAAGAAUGCAAUAAGAGAAUGAUUGCUAAAUUUGGUAAAAUUGUUGACAUGGAAAUUUUGGAGCAAGUGACAGUUAAUAGGUCGAUUGAGGAGUUGAAAGAAAAGCUCCGAUUAACUGAGGGUGGGUGCGCCGACGAACUCUCAUUGUGGGAUGAUAGGAUUCAAGAGGCAAAGGAUGAAAUAAUCGUAGCUAUUAAAGAAAAUACUGAUAGGUUAGAUCAAAUGAACAUGUUAAAGGAUGAACGAAGACAGUACGAGAAAGAUUUGAAUCAUAGACAGAAGCAUAUGGGAGGAGGUGCUGCUCAAACCAGUGGUGCAACAGACAGAGGAGAAGACGAAAGAGAGAAGCAAAGGCUUAUACAACUUGUCCAAAUGCAAGCUCAAGAAGUCCAAGCUCUAAAACAAGAAAUAACACUUUUAUGCCAUAAAGGCGGUCAUGUUUUGCCGCCUGCAGCAAAUAGCAACCAACAGUUACCCCCUAUGUCUGAUACAUCGAAUAACCGUUAGAUUAUUUUAUUAAUAAAUAUAAAUAAUAACGAAUUAAGUUAACUUUCAAUAACAAAAACUGUAACUAUAUUAUUUUAAGAAGUUCCUUUUUCCAAGGUUUUCUUUUUAAUAAAAAAAGAGGAAAAAAAUAUAAAUAUUCGUGACAAAGUUUUGUUGAUAUAAUGAAACUAUCAUAAAGUUAAUGUUCAAUCAAAGAAAGAGAGAAACGUAUAGCUUUGAACAAGUGUUAAGCAGAUUGACGAUAUCGAUUUAAGGCGAUUUUGCUACUGUUUCACUCAUUCAUUAGAUUAACUUUCAUUCUCUUUUUGCAUAGUUUAUAUAACAUCCCAACUAGAUUUCUCCCUCCCUUCUUUCAUACUUUCUAAGCUAUUUUCUCAGUUUUUUUACGAAUCACUUAUCUCUUUGGUACGAUGAAGAAAAAUGUAUUUUUUGGUAUUUUUUUUUGCUUAAAACAAAUCCAUAUUUUCAAAUAAUGGAUUAUGAUAGGCAAGUGAAUGAUGAUUUACAUCCGUUGAAUUCGACUCAUAUAACUCAUUUUCUUCUUCUGUUGUUGUAAGUCCAUUUACAUGAGUAGUUUGGGGUGAAGAUGACCUGUUUACUAUAUUCGCUACUUCAUUUAUUAUUUUGGCAACAGACGAAAGAGCAUUGUUUGUAGCCUCAACUUGUCGGCUCAUCAUAGCUGCAAGAGCAUCUCUGGCUUGAACUGGACGAAGCUCGUUUAUAAGAUGUUGCAUAUGAAUAAGAAUGAGAUAUAUAUCUGCCAACUUUUGCGCUCUUUGAGGACUGUCUGCUGAUGAUGCGAGAAUGUGAAGGAGAUCAAGGACGGCACAGAGAAGUGAGUGGUUCAUCUUGAGCAAUUCACGUUUAUGCUCAUAGCUUUCUGGAUGAAGACGUUCCACAUUUUGUGAUUCCAAAGGUGGGACAAUUGGAGUCUCAUUUGAUUGGCUAAAGGUCAUUCCAAAACAAGAGUAACCUUCUUGGUCUGAUGGUGGCAGAGGAGGUGGCGGUGCCCGGUGAUUUUUCACAUUUUCAUCUGUAUAGUUUUCAUAGAAACUGGGAGGAAGCGGAAGAGCACUGACAGCUUGUUGCUGUUGUUCUGUAUUAGCAGCCAUUUUUUAUACAAUUUUAUAACUAGAUAAUGUCAAUUCCCUCCAAUUUCUGGCCCUGUUGUCAGAGCGCUUAUUUUCCCUAUAUUCUUUCAAUUCGUGUCGUCUGCAUUAAAGGCUGGUUCCCUACCAUUGCUGACUUAAAUGAUAGCUCCGCAUAUAAUUGUGGACUGAUAUGAAAAUUAAUUUCAAUUUUAUAGUUGCGCUUAUUUGAAACAAAUAUCUAAAAAUUUUUUCUAGUAGCUUGAACUCCAAACGGAAAAUGUAAAUUUUCUAAAAUAAUAAAAAUUUAC